UAGCCACAGAAACACCAAACACAAAAUCCAAACAACAAUGGAUUUCAAUCCUAUCCAACAAACCCUGUUACCAAACACCAACACCCACACUUCCUACUACGAAGAAAACGGGCAUUCGGUGAAGGUAAUCGAAUACAUGUUAUCAUCAAUGUCCAAUGAGCUUCUAACCAAGUUCCCCGAUAACUCGGCUUUUGAUUUCGAUUACACACAAAGCUCCAUUUGGUCUCCUUUACUCCCUCACCCAUCAAACCCCUCUUCCCCUGCACCCGAAUUGAAAAGGAAGCUUUCCUAUGAUGAGGUCGAUGAUGGAGAGAUGAUGGUUUUGAAGAAAUUUAAGCAGAAUGGUGAAGGGAAGAUAUCGGGUUCGUGUUUGUUUAGUUGUUUUAAAUUUGGAAAGAAUUGCGGGUUUAGUACUAAGAAGAAAGUGGUUGUUAUGAAGAGAAGGAGAAGUAGUUUUCGAGGGUUUGAUCAUUUGGGAUCGGGUUCUUCGAGUGUUGUUGUGGAUCAAGUUUGUUCUUCACCAUUUCGUACCAAGAUGAAGCAGGGAUGGAAGAAAGUGUUGAAAGCAGCAUCAAAGCAGUUCAAGAAGACAAUUAAGAAAAAAGAUUCUGGUGCUCAUCUCAAGCUCUCCUCAAAUGAUCACUCACAAUUUACUUAUUAUUACUAACUUAUUCAUCAAUUAUUUCAAAAUAAUUACCUUAUUAUAUUUAAUUUAUAUGUUGUUAAAUAUUUGUUGAAAACAACUUGUAUUUCUUGUAGAAAGUUGUUAUGUAUUUAACUUCUAGCGUUGGAAAA
Molecule: messenger RNA, 795 nt
Organism: Erigeron canadensis
Lineage: Eukaryota; Viridiplantae; Streptophyta; Magnoliopsida; Asterales; Asteraceae
Exons: 2
Coding region: 38-667 (209 amino acids)
Source: RefSeq, a predicted model, not a curated record